Pecten maximus is the source of this 5227-nucleotide messenger RNA. Its product is annotated as kinesin-like protein KIF3A. The transcript is spliced from 17 exons. Gene Ontology annotation, biological process: microtubule-based movement. The coding region runs from base 89 to 2221 and encodes 710 amino acids. Gene Ontology annotation, molecular function: ATP binding; microtubule motor activity; microtubule binding. Lineage: Eukaryota; Metazoa; Mollusca; Bivalvia; Pectinida; Pectinidae. The record is from RefSeq and is a predicted model, not a curated record.
CCGUAUUAUUCCAAAUAUUUUGGAAUGACAGCAUGAAACAAGACAUCAGAGAGGAAGAUCGGUAGUGUUUUAUAAAGAAAUCUGCAAAAUGCCUGAGAAGAAAAGUGCUGCUGAAACAGACAAUGUACAGGUGUGUGUCCGCUGUAGGCCCCUGAAUGCAACAGAAGAAAAACAAGGAUGUGUAAUGUGUGUCAAUGUUGAUGAGGUCAGGGGAUGUGUGACUGUGAAAAACCCAUCUGCCUCACAAGGGGAGCCCCCUAAGACCUUCACCUUUGACACUGUGUUUGCCCCCAACUGUAAACAGGUGGACGUGUACAAUAAGACAGCUAGGCCGAUCGUGGACUGUGUACUGGAAGGCUACAAUGGCACCAUAUUUGCGUAUGGACAAACAGGAACUGGGAAAACCUUUACCAUGGAAGGCGUGCGGACAGUACCAGAGAUGCGAGGAAUUAUACCUAAUUCCUUCGCACAUAUUUUUGGACACAUAGCUAAAGCAGAAGGUGACACAAGAUUCUUGGUAAGAGUAUCUUACCUGGAAAUAUACAAUGAAGAAGUUCGAGAUUUGCUUGGCAAGGACCAGCAUCAAAAACUAGAGGUGAAGGAAAGACCAGAUGUUGGAGUGUAUGUCAAGGACCUAUCUAACUUUGUGGUUAACAACGCAGAUGACAUGGACAGAAUUAUGACCAUUGGCAACAAGAACAGGGUAGUUGGGGCCACCAACAUGAAUUUACACAGCUCCCGGUCUCAUGCCAUCUUUACUGUGACCAUUGAAUGCAGUGAGAAAGGUUUGGAUGGCAAGCAGCACGUCCGUGCUGGUAAACUUCAUCUUGUGGAUUUGGCUGGAUCAGAACGACAGGCAAAGACUGGAGCAACAGGACAGCGACUGAAAGAAGCUACCAAGAUCAAUUUGUCUCUGUCAACUCUCGGCAACGUCAUCUCAUCCCUGGUGGACGGAAAAAGUACUCACAUUCCGUACAGAAACUCCAAACUUACACGUCUACUGCAGGAUUCGCUGGGUGGCAACUCCAAAACAGCUAUGGUUGCUAAUAUAGGACCUGCUGAUUACAACUAUGAUGAGUCGAUAAGCACUUUGCGUUAUGCUAACCGUGCCAAGAACAUCAAGAACAGUGCUAAGAUCAAUGAGGACCCCAAGGACGCCUUGCUAAGACAGUUCCAGAAGGAGAUUGAAGAGCUCCGCAAACAACUGGCAGAAGGUUCAGAUUAUGAGGGUAGUGGAAGCGAGGAAGAAUCCUCGGGCGAGGAAGGUGAGCCCGGAGAAGGUGGAACAAGGAAGAAGAGGGGGAAGAAAAAGAAAGGUGGUGGUGGUGGAGCAGGAGGUGGCCAAAAGAAAAUUUCCAAGGAAAAGAUGGCAGAGAUCCAAGCAAAGAUUGAGGAAGAUCGACGGAUGUUGGAGGAGAAGAAAGAUAUGGCAGAGGAAGACAGGAACAAAGUAAAGGAGGAUCUUGAAGUGAAAGAGGCGGAGCUCAAAAAGUUCCAAGAUGAACAAGACCAGCUGACUCAGAAAUUGGCGGCCAUUGAGAAGAAAAUUAUUGUUGGUGGGGAAAAUCUGCUAGAGAAGGCAGAGGAACAGGAGAGGAUGUUAGAGGAGAGCGCCAUGGAACUGGAGGAGCGCAAGGUCAAAGAGGAGGAGCUUAGGAGAGCACUACUGGAGAAAGAGCAAGAAAGACUUGAUAUUGAAGAGAAAUAUUCCAGCUUGCAAGAAGAAAUAAUAGGCAAAACCAAGAAGCUGAAGAAAGUUUGGACGAUGCUUAUGCAAGCAAAAUCUGAGAUUGCAGAUUUACAACAGGAACACCAGCGUGAGAUGGAGGGCCUACUAGAAAAUGUCCGUCAACUGAGCCGAGAACUCAAGUUACAGAUGACCUUGAUUGACAGCUUUAUACCUGCAGAAUACCAGGAAAUGAUAGAGGAUCAUGUUCACUGGAAUGAUGAUAUCGGGGAGUGGCAGUUAAAAUGUGUGGCAUACACGGGUAACAACAUGAGGAAACAGACACCUCAGCCUGACAAGGAGAAGGAUCGGUUCCAGGAGCCAGACUUAUCCAAUGUUUACCUUGCUUAUACUGCUGAGGGAGCAGAGCAGGCCUUGAGACCGAAAUCAUCAAAGGCAUCACGUCCCAAGUCUGGGCGACCAAAGACUGGCAACCGACCCAAGAGCUCAAAGAAAAAGAAGCCUGACCCAAGUAUAGAUUCUGUAUUACAGUGACUAUAUACAGCAGCCGUCGUGUUGUUUAUACUAAAACUAUUCAUGUUUGUACAACACUUCUCUACUGUUCUCAAGUGGGUGGUGAGCUGAAGCAUUUAUGUCUACACAGAGAAGAUACUGAGGAGAGACACUAUUGUCAUAUCAUCAAAACUUGCGUUGUGAUUAACAGGAAGUUGUCAUUUUUUCAUGGAUAUUUAUCAACUAGUAUGAUAUGAAUUUUAUGUUGCAAGAUUUAAUUUUAUUAAAAGUUAAUCAAAUUUAAAUGUAGCAUACCGCAGCAAUUUUCAGGCAAUUUUAUUUUUUUUCUAUUGAUUCCCCAAUUGGAGAUAAAAGUAUGUGUACUCUUAAGUGUUAAUUUCACUCAGAAAAGCAUUAUUCUCAAAUCGUCUCAAAGCAUGAUCCAUUCAAAGAUUUGUACUGACUAUGAGAGGGUUAUUCCAAAUUUGUUCUCAUUAAAGUAAAAUCGUUUAAGUUCUUAUAAGCUUUGUAUAAUAAUAUAUGUACAACAGCUGUAUUGUCAAUCAUUAUGAUACUUUAUUGUUAAAUUAAAUUUUCAAAAUGUUCAAGAUAUUUACUACUGGAAAAAAUAUAUAAAUACUUUUAAUGUCUGUUUUGACUUGUAAUCACUUUGAAUCUCUAAACUGACUAACUUUGUUACAAAAUUUCAUAUCGAUAGAAAAAUGUUUAAAUGGUGAUUUCUAGCUGUAUAAAGCAUACUUUAAGAAACAAAGGAAAUGUACAGGAUACUGUUCCAUUGUCAAUUUUGAACCUUAUUGUCAAUGAUUAUACAAUGUCUUGUAUUGUCUUGUAGCUUAAUGUCAAUCAAUUUCUGUACUUUUAUAUUACACUGUCACUGAUUUUAUGAAUGGAUGAGUCAUGAGAGAGAUUGUAUCCAGUUUGUAUUUCCCUGUUUAGUGGGUGAAGAAAAGUCCUGACUCAUUGUAUUAACAAUUCUGACAUAUAAAUCCUUACAAUGGGUAUUAAUUGGUAAAUAGCAGUGUUAUUUAAUAUUACCCACUUCUAUGACAUAAAACAUGAUUAUACAAAGAGCACAUGUAAAAAGCAAAAUUUUAAAAUCCAUCGUUUGUUUUCAAUUAAAUGAGUGGUAAACUAACAAUUUAAGUGAUAUGUAAAACAUUUACAUUAAAAUACUGAUUACAUGUGUGCAGUUAAGAUUAGUAUUUUAUACUGAUAACAUGUUGUAUAUCAACAUGUUCAGCCCCAGAUAUUUGACAUAGGUAUGUAAUCCAUGGUUGUGUAUAAAUUUUUGAGUUUAAAUUAAUGUGAGAUUGUCUUGUUAUUAUUUAUUAUCUUCGAGUCAAAAUUGUCAGUUUACUUUAUUGCUUCUGAUACAAGAAGCAGAUGUGUUACCUCUUGUUUCAAUCACGUUCAGAUUUGUACAGCCUAAACAAGUGUGUUACUUAGUGAUAUAAAUGUGUAUAAAUUUUCUUGGUUUAGUUAUUUUCCCCACAAUAUACAUUGCGCUCAGAGUACUUGUAUUUCAUGUUUGAAUCCUUUACUUAAUAACUCUUAUGUUUUUCACAAAGGUCAAGAAAUCGAUCCGGAAUACACAGAGAAAACUGAUGAAGGAAUUAGUAUGUGUACUUGUGAUGUGAGCUCGUGUUAUUCCCUGUAAUAUUCUUAGCAUUAUGGAGUAAUUUAAAAUUCCAUAAACAUCCAAUCGUAUGUGUAUCACUUCGUGUUUACCAUUAGAAUACAUCUUUAUUCCAUCAUCUGUGUCCAAACUAGUAGUCAGGAAAGUAAUUACUUAGCUUGAACAAUUUUUAAGUUUCUGCUAACAUAGAAAAACCACCAAACGCAACGCAUCAUUAUGAGAUAGGAGUACUCGUUAAUAGAAUACUGUAAAGACUUAUACUGGCACACUUCAACUUUAGUACAUUACUGGAUUUAAACAAAAUUUUACUAUGAAAAGUGGUGUACAAUACGGGUGAGAGAUCUCAACGUUUUGUGUACAAAUAGUUAAUUUUUUGGUACAUGUAUUUGAUUUUCCUUGAUUUAUUUGUGAAAUUUUUUUAUGUUUUGUAAUAUACAGAAAUACAUAGUUGAAUCUCCUGUCUACUUCAAGUCAUAUGGUUUUUAUAUAUUUUGUUGGAUGGAAACUUUCAGAUUUUAUUUUAAUUUCUGCUACUAAAAAGUGAAAUUAUUAAUUUAAGGUGUGAAAUUUAAACAUGUAUAAUUACAGCAAUUACAUCUCUUGAAAGCGUAAUUAACGUUAUAUGUACAUUUGAAUCGUGUCACAAUAUGCACACAUAAAAUGGUUGUGAUCAAAUUGUUCAAAAAAACAUGUUCUACUCAUUAAUGUUCAUAUAAAAUUACUGGGUAUUAAAUCCGAAUAGUUGUCUGUAGAGUCCUGAAAACUGACCUCAUGCACAUAUAAAACUUGGAACAGGUGACCUAAGUAGUUAUCAGAAGAUAAGCUGUGAGCCCUUGACCUACAUUUGGUGUGCACUGUGGAGUGCUGUAAGACAGUUUCCUUGUCAGUUGAAAUAUACCUCGGUAUAGGAAUUUAAAUGCUGUCAGAAAAAAAAGUGUUUUUGGCAUACUGGGAAAUUUGAUAGUUUCACUUGUGUUAAACUUGCUCAUGACAGUGCAUAUUAAUACAUAAUGUCUUGGUAUCACAAUGCAUAGAAGCAAAAGGUGAAAUCAACACUAAGUGAUUGAUGAAGGGCUAAUUACAAGACUGGGAGUGAAUUUCUAUCUCCGUUACUGUAAUCUCUGUCCUACACUGGUUUAUGAGAGGAGUUUGUAGCAUUUUACGUUCUUAUUUAUUUUGUUGCCAAAUUCAAUGAUUCCAUCCAUUCUACAAAUUUUACAUAGUUUUAUUUUUUUCCACUUUAUUUCUUCUAUAGAGAUAUCUUCGUCAUUGAAUGUAUUGUUACUGAAUGUAUUGCUUGUCAUAUUUUUCAAGCAUUGAAAUUGGUAUUUGUUAUCAUCAUGUGAGAUUGAAAUGUGCUGUUUCAUUUCUAAUAAAUAUGAUCAAACAUU